UAGUAAUGAAUUCUUAGCAGAUAUUUUCUUCCAUUCAGGUACUUGUCGAUUUGCACACUUUCUAGAAGGCCUCACACACGCCUUAGACUGUCAACAAGCUGGCUGGUUGUCAGUAGUGAAUGCAAUGGCUUCCAUAGCAACUGAUCCCCAGGAAGUUGGAGUGACCCCUGUCCCGCCUUUGACUCCGCCUAGCCAGGCCUCCCCUUUUUUCUCUGUAAGGGAAAUCAAGAUAGCCGCGAAGGUGACGAAGGUGACGCUGGAACCCUUCGCCUGCUGCAGCAGGGACUAGCGUGUGCACGUCAGGUUCCCUCUGUGGCAACCAAGGCCCAGCCCGUUGCACGGCUCAAGAGCUUUUAGGAGGCAGAACUGGGACAUUUUGUCUCCAAUUCAGUGGGAGUUUUUCAGCGACGAGGCUUUGUGCAAGUUCAUGUGUGUCUGCUCCCUUUUGCUGCUGAGUGGCAGGACUGGCCCUCCAAGCUCAGUUUAGCGGGCUGCUCUGCCCCGUUGGGCUCUUAGGCUGCAGCUGGGCAGCCUGCCGUUAGAGGCUCCCGCACCAGUCCUAACUCCCUCCACAGCCCCGUGCAGUUGAUCCGAAUUCUGAAAUCAAGUCGCUAAAUGAUGGCCACAGCUCCCGCUGUCCUGCGAGCGUCCGGGCUCUGCCAACGGGGCCCGAGGAGCUGGGCGCUGCUGCCAAGUUCUCCAAAGUUGAGGCCUGGUAGCCCGGUCUCUCCGGCCUCUGCUCGCAGGGUGGCGACGGUGACCCUGGAGCCUGCGAGCCGCUGCUGCUGGGACAGGCCGGUGAGCAUCAUCGUGAGGGGCCUGGCACCGGAGCAGCGGGUCAUGCUGCGCUCGUCCCUGCGCCGCGACGAGAAGGGCGAGCUGUUCCGGGCCCACGCGCGCUACUGCGCCGAUGCUGGCGGCGAGCUGGACCUGAUGCGCGUGCCAGCCCUGAGCGGCAGCUUUGCGGGGCUUGAGCCCAUGGGGCUCUUCUGGGCUUUGAAGCCCGAGAAGCCCCUCCUUCGGCUGGUGAAGCGGAACGUGCAGACACCCUUCAUCGUGGAGCUGGAGGUGCUCGACGGCCACCAGCCCGAGGAAGGACGUCUCCUGGGCCGGGCGGUGCACCAGCGAGACUUCCUUGCGCCUGGGGUGAGGGGGGUACCGGUGCUCGCGGGCCGGGUGCGCGCCACUCUCUUCCUGACGCCAGGUGAAGGGCCCUUCCCUGGGAUCCUCGAUCUCUUUGGUAGUAGUGGUGGCCUCUGUGAAUACAGGGCCAGCCUCCUGGCUGGACAUGGUUUUGCUGUGCUUGCUCUGGCUUAUUUCAAAUUUGAAGACCUCCCUAAAUAUCUAGAGGAACUGCACUUGGAGUACUUUGAAGAAGCCGUGGACUUCAUGCUGCAGCAUCCAAAGGUGAAAGGCCCUGGUGUGGGGCUUCUUGGAUUCUCCAAAGGAGGUGACCUGUGUCUCUCAAUGGCUUCUUUUUUAAAGGGCAUCUCAGCCACUGUAGUUAUCAAUGCCUGUGUGGCCAACACACUAGCUUCUCUGCAUUAUAAAGAUAUGAUUAUUCCUGACCUUGGCAAUGACAUAGAGAAAUAUACAACCACUGAGUCAGGCCUUCUAGAUUUCAUGAAUAUUUGGAACAAUCCACUGAAGGAACCCUACCGCCAAAGUCUUAUUCCACUGGAAAAAGCCGAGGGGCCUUUCCUGUUUAUUGUUGGCCUGGAUGAUCGUAGCUGGAACAGUGAAUUCUAUGCUCAUAUAGCCUCUGAACGGUUACAAGCCCAUGGAAAAGAGAGACCCCAGAUACUCUACUGCCCAGGAACUGGUCACUGUAUUGACCCACCUUAUUUUCCUCCUUCUAGAUUCUCUGUACAUUCAGUAUUGGAUCUAGCGAUACUCUAUGGAGGUGAGCCAAAGGCUCAUUCAAGGGCACAGGUAGAUGUCUGGCAGCAAAUUCAAAUUUUCUUCCAUAAGCAUGUCAAUGGGAAAAAAUCUGUCAAGCUCAGUAAAAUGUAACAUUAUAAUCACAGAUGAGAUACUAUUAAUAAAAAUCCUAUUCAUACAGCA
Molecule: messenger RNA, 2064 nt
Organism: Phyllostomus hastatus (greater spear-nosed bat)
Lineage: Eukaryota; Metazoa; Chordata; Mammalia; Chiroptera; Phyllostomidae
Product: acyl-coenzyme A thioesterase 6-like
Exons: 3
Coding region: 616-2013 (465 amino acids)
Biological process (GO): fatty acid metabolic process; acyl-CoA metabolic process
Molecular function (GO): fatty acyl-CoA hydrolase activity
Source: RefSeq, a predicted model, not a curated record